This is a messenger RNA of Sceloporus undulatus (fence lizard), 2878 nucleotides long. It is a transcript of the gene ZNF668, whose product is annotated as zinc finger protein 668. The coding region runs from base 221 to 2083 and encodes 620 amino acids. The transcript has 2 exons. Gene Ontology annotation, molecular function: DNA-binding transcription factor activity, RNA polymerase II-specific; RNA polymerase II cis-regulatory region sequence-specific DNA binding. The record is from RefSeq and is a predicted model, not a curated record. NCBI's taxonomy places the organism in Eukaryota, Metazoa, Chordata, Lepidosauria, Squamata, Phrynosomatidae. Gene Ontology annotation, biological process: regulation of DNA-templated transcription.
CCUUUAAUAUUAUUACUGCUCCCUUUGCAAAAAUGCAACCCUUCUUUGCAGACUCUGCAACAAAGCAACCUUGGCAGAGGAGGAAAAGUGAAUUACUGCAACCUUAGCUAAUUGCUUCUGGCUUGGACUGAUCUUUAAAAUUGACACACACACACACACCCCAAAUCUCCUGCCUCCACUUCCUUUUCCCUCCCCCCUGGGUCCUAGUGCACUCUUUCUCAUGGAAUUGCAGAAGAACAAGAAGAAGAAAGCUCAUAGACAAAGGAAAGAGCAGGCAGUACCCUCUCCCAAGAUGGCUGAGGCAGAGGAAGAAGAGUUUGGUGUGGAGGUGAAGCUAGAAGAAGAGGAGGAGGAAGAGGAAGAGGAUACUGGCUACAUCCAGUCAGGCCGGCGGUAUAAGUGUCUGACAUGUAACAAGACCUUUCCAAGUGUCCCCCGAGUGUUGCGUCACUUGAAGUCGCACGGGGCCAAUACUGGUGAUGGCUUGGCUAGCAAACUUACAUGUACCAGCUGUAGGAAAGAAUUUCCAGACCGUGGUCAGCUCCGCAAGCACCAGCUGAGCCACCAGACAGAACGCCCCUACCAGUGCCAACUGUGUGCCAAGGCCUACAAAACAGCCCCCGAGCUGCGGAACCACGGACGCAGCCACAGUGGAGAGAAGCCAUUUGUGUGUCACGAGUGUGGCAAGGCCUUCAUGCAGCCCGUCUGCCUCCGAGUUCACAUGGCCCGGCACACGGGAGACCUGCCCUUCUGUUGCCAGCAGUGUCACAAAGGAUAUGGCACCCUCUCCAAGCUGAAGAUACACCAGCGCUCCCACACUGGGGAGAAGCCCUACUCCUGUGGUGAGUGUGGCAAGCGCUUUGCUGACCCUUCAGUCUUCCGGAAGCACCGUCGUACCCACGCCGGUCUGCGUCCUUACCAAUGCGAGGUUUGCCACAAGACCUAUGCCGAGCUCAAAGAUCUGAAGAACCAUGAGCGCUCUCACACUGGUGAAAGGCCUUUUCUAUGUCAGGAUUGUGGGAAGGCCUUCUCCCGUUCCUCUUCCCUUGCCUGCCACCAGCGCAUCCAUGCCGCCCACAAGCCCUAUCGUUGCACCCUAUGUAGCAAAGGCUUCACCCAGCUUUCCUCCUUCCAGAGUCAUCAGCGCACCCACUCAGGGGAGAAGCCUUUCCUCUGCCCGCAGUGUGGGCGCAUGUUCAGCGACCCCUCCAGUUUCCGUCGACACCAGCGGGCACACCAGGGCCUCAAGCCCUAUGCUUGCGACAAGUGUGGCAAGGCCUUCCGUCAGCCAGCCGACCUGGCCAUGCACCAGCGCAUCCACACAGGCGAACGGCCCCACAAGUGCUCCCAGUGCGAUAAGAGCUUUGUGGCCUCAUGGGAUCUCAAGCGCCAUCUGCUUGUGCACUCGGGGCAGCGCCCUCACCAGUGCGGGGAGUGUGGCAAGAGCUUUGCCGAGCGGGCCAGCCUCACCAAGCACUACCGCGUCCACUCUGGUGAGCGGCCCUUCAAAUGUGGCCGUUGCGGCAAGGCCUUCGUGGUCUCCUCCAGCCUCAGGAAACAUGAGCGCACCCAUGGCAAUGAGAAUAAUGGUGAGAAGCCCACACCCCUCAGCCAACCCCAAGACCCCCCUGAGGGCAGUGAUCAGUCAACCAUUAUUGUGGCCACUGUGGUGCCUGCUUGUGGAGAGUGUGGGGAGGCAUUUCCCUCCAACCAAGAGCUGCGCCGCCAUGAGCGCCUGCUCCAUCCUGGCCUGCGUCCUUUUCCAUGCCCAGAAUGUGGCAAAGGUUUCUCCGACCGAGCUGGGCUGCGUAAACAUGAGCGGAUCCAUUCGGGGGUCCGGCCCCAUGCCUGCCCUCACUGCUCUAAAGCCUUCCUGGGUGCGUCUGACCUGCGCAAGCACCUCAAGACCCACACAGCCUUAGAAAACAGGGCUUCUGAUGAUACUGUGGUGACGGCCACUAUCACAACCUAUGAGCCACUCCUCUCUGCACACAUCCACCACCAUCCUCAUGACGAUGAAGCGGAGGUUGACAAGGAGCCUCCAUCAGACUGUCUCCCCGAAGCUCUUACUGAACCAUCUUAAGUCCCAUCUGCUAUCUGUUCUUCCUUUACAUUUGACUGAGUGACAUUGAGGUGACUUGCCUAUUUCGAGGCACUUAUCCAUGAUGGCCUGUCUUUACAGACCUUACCUCCUGCAUCAUGUUCUGUGGAGCAGCCCUCCAUUGGUGCCUCUCCCUGAGAGUAUGGCUCUUUCUGCUCCCUUUAGUACUUAUCUUAGGAAGAGGAAAUGGGGCUACAUGCACUUCCUAAGCCCCACCUCUGAAUCUGCCCCCCCAGGUUGCUUGGUUGGCUAUGACACACAAGCACACAUGCACAUCAGACCAAAAAAUAAAUGAUGUGGGGGAAAUCAUGCUUUUUAAAAAGUGACACCCCAUCCUAUUCUGCAAUGUCUGUGUAUUUGGUGUGUGAUUGUGCGUGUGUGUGUGCGUGUGUGCGCACGCAUGUACACUUGCACACGCAUGCUUCUGCCCCCUGCUGGCCAUUAUACCUCCUGCAGUAGGCUGAGCAUGCAUCUAUUGUGAUCUGUUAGUUAAAAGAAUGAAUGCUAUGUGCAUUUAAUUUUAGAGGGUGGGAAGAAGGGUAAAACUGGGAGGGGGAGGGGGAGGGAAUAGGAAGACUUUCCCCAUACAUCUCCCCCAUAUAGAGACAAUUGUCUUUCUGAAUCUGUCUCAUGCUGCAUCUGGUGUGAACAGAAUGAAAUUAAAAAAAUGUGUUUUUUCCUAGAAAAAAGAAAUGUGUCAGGUCUUGUGUGACUUGCAGUUUUCUUUUAUGGGAAACUGACCUUCCCCCUACCUGAUCUACAAUUCCUCUUAUAAAG